GGCCGACGUUGGGCAAGCACCUGUCAGAUGAUGCGCUGUCAGACUGGCCUGCAUGCGACGACAAGACGGGCACGGACGGAGAGGAUAUAUUUGAUGACGGGCGGCAGUAGCUCUCUGAGCUGUUCCUGGGCUGCCAACUCGAAGAAAGAUGGACGAUAUCUGGCCUGCGGUCAGCCAAGCGUUCGCGUGCCGACUUGCUAGCGUACCUGUCUGGCCCGUUGGCGAUGUCACCGAGGAAUUCCAUCUAUGAGAGGGUGUGAAGACUGAUAGCCGGCUCGGCUCGGGGUGACGUUGAUCGUUCGUUCGGCGAGUCGCGCGCGUUCUUCUGCGGACGAGAGGACACGACAGAGUGGUCAGACGACUCGCUUUCCUGCCCCACAGUUCCUCGCAGUACGCAUCUUGCAAGCGACAGGAGAGAAGCGAGAGCAGUCGACAGGAUGGCAGAGAUGAGAGGAUGGGUAGCGCGAGUCCAGAGCGGUGACACUCUGACUUUACGUGGCAAGCCAGGUCCUCAAGGUCAGCCACCCAAGGAACGGGUCCUCCACCUUGCCUUUCUCGCCGCACCCCGUCCAGGCUCUCGAGAUCGAGCAGACGAGCCCUACAGCUUUGCGAGUCGAGAGUACCUACGUCAGCUCACCAUCGGCAAGGAAGUCCUCUUCUCGGUCGUCUACACCGCACCAGCCCAGAGUGGCCAGCUCGACUUUGGCAGCGUCAGGAUCAACACGCCCAACGGCAUGAUGCGUGUCGAAGAUCUGAUCGUUCGCGAGGGCUGGGCAAGAGUCAAGGAGUCUCGCAACAUGAACGCACCUGCCGAAGGGGAGACGCUCAGCGACGAAGCCGUCCGACGUGGCUCGCUCCAGAACAGCCAGGAGCUCGCUCGAACGGAGGCACGCGGGAUCUGGGCGAGUACGCAGACUGAUGCAAAUCACGAUGUGCAAUACCAGCCGCCGUCUGACCCGAAAGCUUUCCUUCAGCAACACCUCAACAAGCCCAUCACUGCAGUCGUCGAGCAGGUUCUCAAUGGCUCGACCCUCCGUUUGCGCCUGUUGCUCUCGCCAGACACGCACCAGUUUGUUGCAGUGACGCUUGCGGCGACACGCUCGCCUCGUGCUGCUGCCAUCACCAACGGCAACGAUAGCAAGAGCGAGGAGCUUGGUGAUGUCGCACGCUUCUUCACAGAGUCCCGACUGCUGCACCAAGACGUGACGGUCAGCCUGCUCGGCCUGCCACCUCCGCCCGUGACGAGCAAUACCCCCUUUGUCGCGACUGUCACCCAUGCCCAGGGCAACAUCGCCGCCUUCCUGCUCCAGGGUGGCCUCGCUCGUAUCGUUGAUCCGCAUGCUGGCCUGCUCGGACCAGAGGAGAUGGGUGCGCUGCGUCGCGCAGAGGCCGACGCAAAGGCUGCCAAGAAAGGCAUCUGGCAUGCCUACACCGCUCGAGCGCCGAACUCGACAUCCAGCGUCGCCUUUGAUGCGACCGUGACCCGAGUCUACACAGGCGACAGCAUCGGUAUACGAAGAGCUGGCGGCUCACACGAAGAGCGUGUCAUUCUCAGUAGUAUCCGUCAAGCCAAGGCGACGGAUCCCAAGCAGGCAGGCUAUGCGAACGAGGCGAAAGAGCUGAUGCGAAAGAGGCUGAUCGGCAAGACGGUCAGCGUGACGACAGACUAUACCAAGCCGCCAGACGGUGAAUUCGAAGCGAAGCAGUGUGUCACCAUCCGACUGCCCAAUGGCACCAAUGUUGCCGAGCAGCUCCUCGAGCGCGGUCUAGCAGUCGUCAUCCGCCAUCGCAGAGACGACACCGACAGAUCACCCGAAUUCGAUCAGCUCAUGGCGGCGGAAGCGAAAGGUCAGGCUGACAGGAAGGGUGUGCACAGUGGCAAGCCAUCUGCCAUGCCACGCAUCAAUGACGCUUCAGAGUCUGCCAACAAGGCAAACGGCUUUCUUGCUGGCUUCAAGCGCGCCGGCAGAUUGCCCAUCAUGGUCGACUUUGUCGCGACAGGCUCUCGCUUCAAGAUUAUGAUACCCAGGCAAGAAGUCAAGCUCACACUUGCCCUCGCUGGCAUCCGUACACCUCGAGCACCUAGAGCAAACGAAAAGGGCGAGCCUUACGGUUCCGAAGCCCACGAAUUCAUGAACCAACUAGCGGCGCAGCGAGACGCAGAGGCAGAGAUCGACUCGACUGACAAAUCGGGCGGCUUUCUUGGCACGCUCUGGCUGCAGAAGGAUAUCAAUGCGGCCGAAGUCCUCGUACGAGAGGGCUUGGCUCAUGUUGACCAUCGCUCGGCGGAACGUCUGCCGACUUAUCAGCAGCUGGUCGCCGCAGAAAAGCAGGCGCAGGAGGCGCAACGUAACCUCUGGUCCGAGUAUGAUGCGCAAGCCGAAGCGCAGAGGAGUGCCGCGAUCAAGGCAAGCGCUGCGCCUGUUGACCCAUCGGCUGCGCGCACUGAGAAGAUUACGCUGGUCAUCUCUGACAUUGACAGCCGUGCGACGCCCUUCACCUUCUCAUUCCAGACGUUACAAGCGAAUGGUCGCCUGCCAGAGCUCGAGUCACUCAUGUCUACAUUCUCAGUAGCGCAUCAGGCAGCGACGAAUGGUGCCACUGCGCCUGUCGUGCCUCGCGUUGGCGAUCUCGUGUCUGCUCGCUUCUCAUCGGACAAUGCCUGGUAUCGCGCCAAAGUGACGAAGCAUAACCCCCAGCGCAAAGUAGUGGCGCUGCUCUACAUCGACUAUGGCAACACUGAGGACAAUGUUUCUUACUCGAGCCUUCGUCCUCUCGAAGAUCGCUUCCGAAAGCUGCCGGCUCAGGCGCGCAUGGGCAUAUUGAGCAUGAUCAAGCUACCAUCGGUGUCGAGCGACUAUUCAGAAGACGCGUUUGCGGCGCUGCGGGAAUAUACAGAAGGUCAAAUCCUGACCGCCAAUGUUGACUGGCACGACGUCCAUGGCAGGCUGGCGUUGACGCUUUACUCGGGCAAGGCGAGCGACCCGAGUCGGUCGAUCAACGCGUCACUGCUGCGCGAGGGCCACGCGACGGUCGACGAAAUGGCGCAGCACAAGAACGCAUACCCGGCUGCUCUCAAGGCCUACAGACAAGCUAGUGAAGAGGCGCGUCGUGCUCACGCUGGUCAAUUCGAACACGGCGACCCGAGUGAAGAUUGA
This is a messenger RNA of Mixia osmundae IAM 14324, 3158 nucleotides long. RefSeq lists its product as uncharacterized. Lineage: Eukaryota; Fungi; Basidiomycota; Mixiomycetes; Mixiales; Mixiaceae. Gene Ontology annotation, molecular function: nuclease activity; RNA binding. The record is from RefSeq and is a predicted model, not a curated record. Bases 438 to 3158 code for a protein of 906 amino acids. Gene Ontology annotation, biological process: regulatory ncRNA-mediated gene silencing; mRNA catabolic process. Gene Ontology annotation, cellular component: RISC complex; cytosol; nucleus. The transcript is spliced from 3 exons.